AUGGCUGGAACACAUACGCCACCGUUCAUCAAGCUGGGUUCCUUUUACUUCAUGAAGCUACAUGCCAACGAAGUCGAUGUUUUCAUCUAUUGGUUAAACCUGGUCAUGUCGGUCCCUGCUGAGACCCUCCGCUACUAUCAUGACAGCCUGCAGGGGCUGAUCCAGGCCGCCGCGGGCAAGGGCCGCAAGAACUCCCGGGCCGCCGGCGACGACGAGCCCCACCGCGGCGCGGCCCGGAGCUCGGGCUGCAGCACCUACAUCAACAGGCUCAUCAAGCUGGAUUCCCAGGAGAAGAGCGCGAAGAGCGGCUGCCCCGGCGCCGGCGGCAGCAGCGGCAGCGCCAGCAGCAGCUCCUCCUCCGCGUCCUCGUCCCCUUCCUCCCUGGGCCCCGCCGAGCUGGACAAGGGCAAGGUCGUGAAGCAGCAGGACACGGUCAUCAUCUUAGAAGACUACGCGGACCCGUACGAUGCGAAAAGCACGAAAGGUCAAAGGGACGCGGAGCGCGGUGGCGAGAACGACGGGUACAUGGAGCCCUACGACGCACAGCAGAUGAUAACAGAAAUCAGGCGCCGAGGUUCCAAGGACCCCCUAGUGAAGGCGCUUCAGCUGCUGGACAGCCCCUGCGAGCCGGGGGAGGCCGGCGUGAAGUCCGAGGCGCCGGCCAAGAGACGGGGUUCCAAAGACCUGCUGGGGAAGCCGCCGCUGCCCGCCGACGACGGGCGGCCCGCGGCCGAGUACGAGCAGCCGUGGGAGUGGAAGAAAGAGCAGAUCGUGCGGGCGCUGUCAGUUCAGUUCGAGGGCGCUGAGCGGCCUUCUGGGAAGGAGGAGGCGGCGAGGCAGCACCAUCGGCAGAAGAGCUGGACGCAGAAGGUCCUGAAGCCGGCCCUCUCCGACCACAGUGAGGGGGCGCGCGUGGACCCCGCGCUGCCGCUGGAGAAGCAGCCUUGGUAUCAUGGCGCCAUCACCCGGGCGGAGGCCGAGAGCCGACUUCAGCCCUGCAAAGAAGCUGGUUACCUGGUUCGCAACAGCGAAUCGGGGGCCAGUCGGUACUCCAUCGCUCUGAAGACGAGUCAGGGAUGCGUGCACAUCAUCGUGGCUCAGACCAAAGACAGCAAGUACACGCUGGACCAGAUGAGCGCCGUCUUUGACAGCAUCCCGGAAGUGGUACACUACUACUCCAACGAGAAGCUGCCUUUCAAGGGGGCGGAACACAUGACCUUACUCUACCCUGUGCACAGCAAGCUGCACUAAGGCCCGGCCACCGAAAGCCCCGGCCGGGCCCCCGACACCUAAGAGGGCAUCGGCACCCAGCUGGCGUCUCAGGGGAUGAGGCCAGACUGCGCCGUGAUCAUUGGUAGGAAGGUGGGGUCUUCCCUGAGAAAUCCAAAAGUCUGUGGCCUUGAAUCCAUUCCAUGGCACUUGGUUACUGACCUGUCCCUUUUCUCCUGGCUACGCCAUUCCACAGUAAGAAACCCUAAUUUAGCAUUUGCCCCCACUCUCUGGAUAUUAGAGAGUGGCUCCAGGAUAUUAGAAUUCUCCAGAAAUGUGCUACUUGCUGCCUGGACCUCCUGCUCUCCGGACAGACCCACAAAAAUGCACUUGGCUCUUACCUGAGACGGCAAAGAACGAUCACGUGGACCGGGAGAGCGGGUGACGUCGGACCCUCCUUGGGCAGAAGGAUGCACGGUUCAGCCCCGGAGGCCACGCAAACCCGCCACUCCGGGGCCUGUCGGUCGGCCUUCUAAGAAAGUUCGUGGUCUCUCAGUCUGUGGACGUCAUCAUGUCAUCCAAUCGGUGAUAGAAAGAUGAAGGAAAGUUUAAGAAUCGCCACUAUAAUUAAACAUCGGCAUUAUUAUAAUUGUGAAUUACAGAAUAAAACAACAAAGAUUUCAUUUUCUGAUGUUUAAAAAAUCUGAACAUAUACAAAGCUCAACAGCUGUUUCUCAUUGGACAGUUUUUCAGAACUUGCGAUGCCUUUCGUUUCGUCUUUGUGCCUUGUCGUCGUUAGGGAACGGCUUUUCCUUUUUGUCCCUAAAAUUCGAUUUGUAUUUUUAGAGUAAAUUAAAAAUAUAGACAUGACCCCAGGAUCUGCUUAUAGGGUCGGGGUCUCUUAAGCCCGCAGCGUCUCACGCUGUACAGAGCAGACCAGUUCACAGGGCAUAAAAAUAUUUUCAAAGACUGAGGUUUUCUCUAACUAUCACUGCUUAAGAUAUGACAUUAAUAUUCGUAGUAGUGUCAUCUUUAUGAUUUAUCACGAACUUAUAUCGCCAGUUUACUUACUGUGAAAAAAAAAAAACCACGAGAGAAUGGCAAGAUUGUGAGGAGACACCUGUGAUGAGUGGCCGGGCAGAUGAGCAGAUGUUUCUGGGUCCUGCGGUUGGGAGUUUGGUUCUCAGAACUGGUCCAGACGCAAACGUGCCGACUGUCACCGACGAAAAGUUAACUUUCGCCGCUUCUUUAAAAUACACAAAAAGUAUUGAUUUGGUUGAUUUGGGGGAAAACGUAUCUUUCUAGUAAUUAGUCAUUAUUUUACUGUUAUGAUUUAGAGGUUAGUCAAUAUGUGCUUUGUUAUUCAGUUAAGAUUGUAGCCAAAGAAAAUUUAAAGAUCGUAGCCAAAGAGCUGUGUAGUCUUCGACUUUAAAAAUUUGAGAGGAACGUUUUCUCGUUGGAUCCCAGUGAUUUCAUUAACGAGGUGUUCUGUUUUUUACGUACUGAUAGGAUUUUUAACUGUGUAUUGACUCAUGUACUAUAUCUUUAGUACAAGAUUUU
Molecule: messenger RNA, 2769 nt
Organism: Pteropus alecto (black flying fox)
Lineage: Eukaryota; Metazoa; Chordata; Mammalia; Chiroptera; Pteropodidae
Gene: SHE
Product: Src homology 2 domain containing E
Exons: 8
Coding region: 1-1251 (416 amino acids)
Molecular function (GO): phosphotyrosine residue binding
Source: RefSeq, a predicted model, not a curated record